Molecule: messenger RNA, 1491 nt
Organism: Nasonia vitripennis (jewel wasp)
Lineage: Eukaryota; Metazoa; Arthropoda; Insecta; Hymenoptera; Pteromalidae
Gene: kune
Exons: 2
Coding region: 328-966 (212 amino acids)
Biological process (GO): regulation of tube size, open tracheal system; septate junction assembly
Cellular component (GO): septate junction; membrane
Source: RefSeq, a predicted model, not a curated record
CCACCGCCAUAGUCCAUACCUAUAUGUUGUAUACAGUCCAAUCGACAGAGUAGCCAGAGGGAUGUCCAGUUCGACUUUACGAGGGGAAUACGGCCUUCUCAAAACAGUACAGCAAGAGUCCCCUGGAAUCUCCAAUACCAACCAUAAGUCAACAAGCUGUGCUGUAUCUUGAGCAGUUCUUAGUCCGUGCCUUCCGCUAUUAGUGGUGCAUCGGACUGGAGCAUCGUUAUUCUGUUAUUUAUCAGUUAUUAUUGUUAUCCCGUCAACAAGUGAAAUCGACCGAGAUAUUUUUGCGAGCCGCAAAAAAAGUGCGCGAAAGCGAACGACAUGGGGAAGUCACGAACGGGAAAGACUGCGGUCGGAUGCACAAUAGUGGCCUUCAUUUUCAUAGUGAUCGCGUUCACCACACCCAACUGGCUUGAAACCGAUGGCAAAUUAGAAAAGCCAAGAUUUCUGAAAAUCGGAUUAUGGCAAGUAUGCUUCAAUGGAUUUCAAGAUAUUCGUCAUUUGUAUGACACCAGAUUUUAUGGUUGUUGGUGGGUGUUCGAAGAAGAAUACUACAUAAUACAUGACAUCCUGCUGCCAGAUUUCUUCGUGGCGACUCAAUUUUUCUUCACUUUAUGCAUGACGCUACUGUUGAUCGGUAGUUUCUUGACAGCAUUAUAUACUUGUUGCUCUAGACAGCAUGAUAAGUACCAGCUUCUCUUGUGGACAACUGGUGCAAAUUUGACAAUUGCCGCAAUAUGCGGUAUUAUAGCAAUAAUUAUAUUUGGAGCUAGAGGCGACGGUAGAGAUUGGAUGCCUAAUUGGGAACACAACGAUAUAAGUUGGUCUUUUGCACUGGCUGUAGUUGGUAGCUUCACACUUUUGGCUGCUGGUAUUCUUUUCUUGGUAGAGGCUCGAAGAUUCAAAAAGAAAAUUGAGCGGAUAAUAGGAGAAGAGCACAAAACUCACACUAAUAUUUAGGAGAGAUAAUUUACUUUAAGAGACUUUGUUCAUGAACAAUGAAAGCAGAAAGAACAACUAAUUUUAAUGAAGAUCUGAUAUUUUUAGAACCACUGUUUUUACGAAUGGUUUAGCUCAAAAUUUUAACUUAGAUUUAAAUUGAUAGACAUUAAUAUCAUUAAUUCGUCACAAGUAUUUUAUCGGUUGGUAAGCAGUAUACUCGAGAAACUGUGUUUUUGUCCAAUACUGUUUUAAAAUUAAAAAUAUACAUUUGUUGAAUGUAACUUAAUUGUAAGUAACGAAUCCGUCCAAAAAGGAAACAAACGUGUACAAAAGUGACUGAAACUCUUGUAAAUAUCGAUCCAUUAUAAAUGUAUUGAGAGAGAGAGAGACAGCAUGUAUUAAGUGCCUUUUAACUUUUAGUAUAUGGCUAGUUGACUCGUCCAGUAUUGUCUACGUUUACAAUGCAAACUCUGUAUCAAUUUUUUUUUUUUGUAUGAACGUUUAUAUAUAUUUUAAUAAAAUCGUUUAUUUAAUGCUGACAAA